Molecule: messenger RNA, 1326 nt
Organism: Lachancea mirantina
Lineage: Eukaryota; Fungi; Ascomycota; Saccharomycetes; Saccharomycetales; Saccharomycetaceae
Source: the annotation of a GenBank genome assembly
AUGCCCAUUGAACCUAUUAGAUACGUAACCAAAGUCGAUUUGACGAAGCCUGGUGACGCUCAGCCCCAAGUGCAUAACAGAUGGCAUCCCGAUGUGCCCUUUACCGAGACCAUUACACCUGGUGAAACCGUAAAAAUCGAGUGUUUGGAUUGGACUGGUAACCAAAUCGGUAACAAUGACACUGCAGACGAUUUGAGAAACGUGGAUUUAACUAGAAUCCAUUAUUUGUCUGGUCCCUUCAAUAUCGAGACUGCUGAGCCUGGUGACGUUUUGAUCGUUGAGAUUAAAGACGUUCAACCGCUCGAGCGUCAACCUUGGGGUUAUUCGGGUAUUUUCCACAAGAAAAAUGGUGGAGGAUUUUUGGAUAAAUUCUAUCCAGAAUGUGCUAAGGCCAUUUUCGAUUUUGAAGGUAUCCAUACUACGUCGCGUCACAUUCCGCAUGUUAAAUUUACUGGGUUGAUUCAUCCGGGUAUUAUGGGCACUGCACCAUCCCAGGAGAUUCUGAAUGAAUGGAACAAGAGGGAGAAAUUCAUCAAAGACGAAUGUCAACAUUUGCAUGAGACAUCAGUGGCCAAUUUGCCCGACGAAUUGAACGCGCAUGGUGGUAGUGCAGAGGGUGAUCUUUUGGCCAAGAUUGCUAAAGAGGGCUCUAGAACUAUCCCUGGUAGACCAGAAAACGGUGGCAACUGUGAUAUCAAGAAUUUGUCUCGUGGAUCCAAAUGUUAUUUCCCAGUUUACGUUCCCGGUGCCAAGUUUUCCAUCGGAGACUUGCACUUCUCGCAAGGUGACGGUGAAAUUUCAUUCUGUGGUGCCAUUGAAAUGGCUGGUGUUAUAACGAUUCAAACCAAAGUCGUUAAAGGUGGUAUGAAGAUGUUGAACUUGAAAUCACCGCUUUUUAUUCCUGGUGACGUUCAAAACCAUUACGGGCCUUCUAGAUACUUGACCUUUGAAGGAUUCUCUGUCGACGAAACGGGUGAGCAAAAAUUCUUGGACGCAACGGUCGCGUACAGACAAUCCUGUAUCAGAGUGAUUGAGUAUUUGAGAAGAUUUGGUUACAACGAUUAUCAGAUUUAUUUGUUGUUGUCCACCGCGCCCAUCGAGGGUCACAUGGCCGGGAUUGUCGAUGUUCCCAACGCCUGUACCACUAUUGGAGUCCCAAUGGAUAUUUUCGAUUUUGACAUCUCCCCAGAUAAGUCGAUGGAGAUCUUGGCGGCGGGUGGAGACAUCACGCAGGACAUGGGCAAUUGUGCUCUUGUAAGUAAUUAUGAUCAUCCGGUGGUUUAUGAGUACAAUGAAGGGUUGAUGAACGGUUUGAAUUUGAAGUAG